AUGUCGUCGUUUUUCUUUUCCACGCCCGUCGACAUCGACAUAGUACUCGAAGAUGCCGACGAACGAGAGACCGUUGAUAUCAAGCUCGAUAAGAACAGGCGCGAAAAGGCGCCGUUGUAUAUGGACGGGGAGUCCGUAAAAGGCGCAGUCACAGUUCGACCCAAAGAUGGAAAGCGAUUAGAGCACACAGGCAUCAAGGUCCAGUUUAUAGGGAUGAUUGAAAUGUUUUUCGAUCGGGGUAACCACUACGAAUUCCUCUCCCUUGUACAGGAACUUGCGGCACCGGGCGAGCUCCAACAUCCACGUACCUUUACUUUUAAUUUCAAAAACGUUGAGAAGCAGUAUGAAUCAUACAACGGCAUCAAUGUCAAGCUACGGUACUUUGUCCGGGUUACUGUUUCUCGCAGAAUAGCAGAUGUCGUGCGUGAGAAGGACAUUUGGGUGUACUCCUACAAAAUGCCACCAGACAACAACGCUCCGAUAAAGAUGGACGUGGGUAUAGAAGAUUGUUUGCAUAUCGAAUUCGAAUAUUCAAAAUCAAAGUAUCACCUGAAAGAUGUUAUUGUCGGGAGGAUAUAUUUUCUGCUAGUUCGGUUGAAGAUCAAACACAUGGAGUUGUCCAUUAUUCGUCGGGAGACGACAGGGUCACCGCCCAAUCAGUAUAACGAGAGCGAGACGCUGGUCAGAUUUGAGAUCAUGGACGGCUCUCCGUCAAGAGGAGAAACGAUACCAAUCAGAUUGUUCCUGGGCGGAUUUGACUUGACUCCCACAUUUCGUGACGUGAACAAGAAAUAUUCGACGAGGUACUAUCUCAGCCUCGUCCUGAUUGAUGAAGAUGCCCGGCGCUAUUUCAAGCAAUCCGAAAUCACACUGUUUCGACAACCCCCAGAGCUCUUGCCAGCACCUGGCGCAGAGCCGCAAUUGCAGCAGAACAUGCCGUCACGUUCACAGCCUGAAGCAGGUGGUGGCGCAGACGGACACGAUGCGAACCUGGGUGCUGACCCCAGAGUGCAAGGGGAUCACCAAGUUCCCGCAGCCGCUUGA
Uncinocarpus reesii 1704 is the source of this 1044-nucleotide messenger RNA. Its product is annotated as vacuolar protein sorting 26. The record is from RefSeq and is a predicted model, not a curated record. Lineage: Eukaryota; Fungi; Ascomycota; Eurotiomycetes; Onygenales; Onygenaceae. Gene Ontology annotation, biological process: intracellular protein transport; retrograde transport, endosome to Golgi. Bases 1 to 1044 code for a protein of 347 amino acids. The transcript is spliced from 5 exons. Gene Ontology annotation, cellular component: endosome; retromer complex.